This is a messenger RNA of Chondrus crispus (carragheen), 1380 nucleotides long. RefSeq lists its product as hypothetical. The coding region runs from base 1 to 1215 and encodes 404 amino acids. The transcript has 2 exons. NCBI's taxonomy places the organism in Eukaryota, Rhodophyta, Florideophyceae, Gigartinales, Gigartinaceae. The record is from RefSeq and is a predicted model, not a curated record.
AUGACUAAGCGGUAUCUGCGUACGGUCGCUGAAGUGGUGCAGGCCUUGCCGAGUACUGAUUUUCUCACGAAAAGUUUCGACUUGCUCUGCUGCAUGAAGGAAGACACUCGGAUUCGGAAUGUGGGAGGUACUCUCAAGUUUGUCGUGUCGGAUGCCUUCUUCAACGCGGGACAGAGUGGGCUGCAGAUGCGUGUUGAGAGCGAAAAUUCAAUGGACCAGCUUGAACAUGAUCCUGCAUCGCAGUUUGCGGAGUUUUGUCCGACGUGGCAAUCGCGACCGACAGGUUCAUCUGUUUGGUUGCUCAUCAGGGACAUCAGAAUUCAGACCGAGGGGUCUCAACGUGUUGCUGUGUUGCAGGUAGGACGGAAAACAUCGACGCUGGUGUGGCAAUCGGCUAAUGCUCCUUUGGUUGGGACUUUCCGGGAGAAACUUGGCGGGUUGCGAGUAGUGUCAAACGAUGCUCCAGUGGCAUCUCAUCUCCGGGAACACGCAACGGUACAAGAGCGCCAUGUUCCCGAUUUGCCCCGUGAAAGCUGUGCACUUAACCAUGAAAAUGGAAAUGGGUCUGGGGCCAGCAAACGACGGAAGCGACUAGAUAGCUCUGCGCAACCUGCCACACAACCGCAAGCCAUUAGGCCCCCGCAUCCUGAUUCCUUCGCCAAACAAUCAACGGUUUGCUCUCGUCCAAGUAUUGAGAUGCAAUUAUCUUCCAUAGCGGGCCUUCGAGAGGCCGUUUCCAAGAGGAAACUCCAUCCGCAUCGUAUCCGAGCUCGAGCCCGAGCUUGCUCUGUUCCACGUGAUACACGUCAGCUCUGUCGGCCAUGGUGCGCCCGUUGUAAGGUGUUCAUGAAAGUACAUGGAAAUCUGAGAGCUGUAGAAUGCGUCAAGUGCGCACGUGUCCUGCACAAGGUGCAAAGGGCCGAGAUGCAGUGGGCGUACUGUGUUUGCCUUAAUAUGGAAGACCGAGCCGGGAGGAGGCUCGAUGUAUGGAUCGAAGGGGAGGAAGGGUCCUCUUUUUUCGGUGCGUUUCCAGCUGCUGAUCUCGCGAAGAACGUUGACAAGCGACGGCGAUUGCUCAAAUUGUUUCAAACUCUACUGAAUCCGGAAGUUGAAAUCGAUUGUUGCGUCGUCCCGUAUGAGUAUGAAGACACGCACGGUCUUUGCCAUGUUGCCUCGAAGAUUUUUGCAACGAAAUUAAUCGAAGACCUUCGGUAGGAUAGAAAUCUAGGUGAUAGAUGCAGCAUCAGGUUCAAGGUGCUGCUUCUCUUCAUUAUGUAAGAGUGUGUGCCUACCGGCAUGCACAGCUUGAAAGUAUGACUUUCAUAACUAUUUAUUAUGUUGUACACUGACGAAUGCAAAAGCGCUUGGUCAUGUGAUAGA